Necator americanus (New World hookworm) is the source of this 786-nucleotide messenger RNA. RefSeq lists its product as uncharacterized. The coding region runs from base 1 to 786 and encodes 261 amino acids. Lineage: Eukaryota; Metazoa; Nematoda; Chromadorea; Rhabditida; Ancylostomatidae. The transcript has a single exon. The record is from RefSeq and is a predicted model, not a curated record. Gene Ontology annotation, molecular function: nucleic acid binding.
AUGCUCCAACCUUUCUUCUGGGAGAGCAGAUUCUACACGAAAAAUUCUGCAAUGAAAGCAAUGCUGGAAGACGGUUCAGUGGAACGAGCCAUCGCACGACGAGAGAUUGACUGGAAACACAUUACACCUUACGCACCGUGGCAGGGUGGUUUUUACGGGAGGUUAAUACGAUCCGUCAAACACUCGCUGUACAAAGCUCUUGGAUCGCGAACCGUAUCCUGGGACGUCCUUUCCACAAUGCUUGCCGAAAUUGAGGCUGUGCUGAACUCACGACCAUUAACGUACCAGAAAGAAAACUGGGAGGACCAACCAUUGCUCCGCCCCAUUGACUUCAUCCAGAAAGACAUUUUAGUUGACUAUCCGUUGGAAUAUGUCAACGGCACAAAUGAAGAUGAGACGUACCAUACACCUGAGGAGACUCAGCUACCCCGCACACGUCACGACGCCGAAACGGCAUUGAGAUCUUCACAUGAACUCAAAGAGCGGUUCUGGAAGUUGUGGAGAACUCAGUAUCUCACUAGUCUGCGGGAACAUCACAAAGUUCACAUGGACACGAAAAGAGGCAGCACCACUAUACCUAAAGUGGGAACAGUAGUUCUGAUCUGCGACUCAACCCAACCGCGGAACACAUGGAAGAUUGGACGAAUUGUAUGUCUCCGCAGUAAUGACAGUGGAAUUACGCGAGAACUUGAAAUUGAAAUGCCCAACAAGCGAACAAUCAGACGACCAGUCAAUUUAGUUGUGCCUCUGGGACUCGCCGAUGAUGCAGUGGUGAAUUCCGCUUAA